AUCGAUUUGACCGCUCUGAAGGAAAGAUGCCCGCUAAUAUGGUGGGACUAUUGAAUCCCAUGAAAUAUGGUGAUCAUUUCUACGAGUUGUUUACAAACCAAACACGCAGGCGAACCCACAAUGAGAGGAGAACCCUCACCAAGCGCAAAAGCCGCAAGGAGAAGUCGGCGGCAGCGAUGGCGGCCGCUGCUGCCGCCGCCGUGCUGGAUGGGAAUCCCGGUGGCAUUGUGAAUCCCCUGGAUCCGCCACUGGUCAAGGAGCAGCUGAUGAUUAUGCCCUCGUUCCCGGCGGGCCACAUCGAGCUAGAGCCAAAUGCCUCCAAGUUUGCCGUCUUCUCGGCCAUUCGCACCACAGUCCUGGAAGCGGAGACGCGCUAUGCCCUGCUGCAGGAGGGUGGCGGCGGCAGGGAGGCGGGGAUGGGCCUGAAAAAGUGGGCCGCCAAUUUGGACUCAUCCUGCUGCCUGCUGUGUGCUGCCAGCUGCUUGGCCAGCAACAUUCUCGACUGCACAUGUCACGCUCAACUGGCCCUGGCUGCCGGUGCGCUCGGCGGUGGCCCAGGGCCGGGCAUAGCACCUGGCGGAGCUGCCAUCGCUGGCCUUAUUGGUGUGGUGAUCGGACCCGGUGGUCCGGGCGGCUCCAACGACAAGCGCAAUCGCCGCGACAGUGCCAACAGCGAUGCGGACUCGGACACCGAGGAGCCCACCGAACGGGAGCCCGUCUAUGCCACCGUUCCGCUCAUCGUGGGCGCCGGACUGCGCAGUCUGUUCGAGCUGAUUGCCGACGCCCGCCACAUUCAGCCGCUGCUCUGCACGAAGGCGCUAAAGGCUCUGCUCGACGUUAUCCAGGGCCAGCAGCCCGAGUCCUUCAAGAUGGAACCGGAGGAGCUGAUCAAUCCGCUGUACGACCUGUUGCUCGAUCUGGCCACCAUGCCGGCGGCCCUCAACUCGACGACCGGAGCCGAAGCCAAUUGGUCGGCCAUGGCCUGUGCCGCACUGCUGGGCCUCUGCAUUGCCCGCGGGGACACCGGCAAGAUGCUCAAAGCGAUUGCCGCCAUGCUCAUGUCGCCACGGCAACUCUCUGCCCAGAUUGUCCAAUUGCCGGCCGUGCUGGCCGCCCUCCAGCACACGGUGAUCAGUGCGGCGCUGAACAAGCCGACACGUCCGGAUUUCCAUAGCCACGGAGUGCCGCACAAUUCCCUGAUCGAUGAGUUCCCCUUGAAGCUGCCUGAAGUGGGGCCCGGAGGUGCCGAAACGGCACCGGCCAUGGCCUGUGACGGUGUCUUUCUAUAUCUGCUGUACGAUGGCUAUCUGCUGAAGAUCGGCACUGGCUUUGGGGGCUCCUACAAGGGGCAUGUGUACGCGCAGAACGAUGACUUUACGCGCGAGCGGAAUGCCUGGCUGGGCUACAGUGCCGGGCAUUUGUAUUUCAGAAGGAACUGCAGACGGAAUACGGGCGAUCAGCUGCAGCUGGUCGGCCUCGAUACGCUGGCCCUCAAGUCGAUGAGUCCCCUGAAUAUGCUGGCCAUGCGUGAGGGCAUCAACUAUGUCCUAUUUACCGAUGAUGACUCACUCCAUGCCAUCUGCAGCAAUCGCGAUGACACCCUUGUGGUGAAGAAACUGAAUCUGUACCACAACAGCUACAGCAGCGAACCGCAGCCGUUUGAGCUGCCGCUGCAGCUGGCCCGCAAGAAAUUCCGCACCCUGGGCUAUGCUGCCUUUGAGGAUGAUCUGCUCAACCAGCAUCAGGUGCAGCGCAUCCAGUCAUCGCACAACAGCUUUGAGCCCAAGCUGCCGGCCACGUGUCGGGAUGCGGAUGUGGAUGUGCUGGGCAUGGCCUGCGGCAAGGAGUUCGGCCUGGUUAGGGCCAGCAACGGACGCGUCUACUACUAUGGCAAAUCGACGGCCCUGGGCCUCAAAUGUGUGGGUCGCACGCCCUCGCUGAAGCUCACCGAACUGAUCAUAUCGAAGGCGGCGCACAUUGUCCAUGUGGCCGUCGGCCACGAUGGCAUCCAUGCGCUGCUGGUGAACGACGAUGGGACCGUUUUCUUUGCGGGCACAGCACGCCGUGGCGAGGAUGGGGACACCAGCAAGAAUCGCAGGCAGCCGAAGGCGGUCAAGCCCAAAAAGAUGACCAAAAUCGAUGGCCAUGUGGUGGUGCAUGCGGCCUGCAACAAUGGCACCUCGGCGUUUGUCACCAAGGCCGGCAAACUGAUCAUGUACGGCAAGGAUACGGCCCACUGUGAUGCGAUGGGCUUUGUCACGGAACUAUUGGAUCAGCAUGUGACGAAGGUGGCCCUGGGCAAGGCCCAUUGCGUGGCCCUCAAUGCCAAGGGGCAGCUCUUCUCGUUUGGCCUGAACAACAAAGGUCAGUGCGGACGGAUCUUCAACAAGCUGCAGCCCGUCAAGGAUGUGGCCUCGUCGUCCUCGGCCGCCUCCUGCUUUGCCGCCCUGCUGCCGCCGGAUAAGCGCUACAAGCUGGACCUAUCGGCCCUCUGCGACUACGAUGAUCACAGUCUGGUGCAGGGCCAGUGCCGCGUCUGCAUUGUGUGUCGCGAAUGCACCGGCUACAAUGUCAGCUGUGUGUCGGCCCUGAAUGUGCCGCUCGAACAGCGGCUGGCGGGCAGCAUCUGCCCCUGCGGACACGGGGAUGCGGGCUGUGCCAAAUGCGGUCUGUGUGCCACCUGCAUUGCCCUACAGGAUAACGAUAAUGAUGCCAACCGUGAGCUAAAGACCCUUUCCACUGAGAUGCAGCAGCGACAGCAGCGCUCCAAGACGCUCCUCAUGCGGCGCAAAGAGAAGAAACCCUGCGAGCUGGAGACGGGCGCCGCUGGUGGCGGUGCCGCGACACCCACCGAUCUGGACAAGGAUCCGCCGCGUGUGGCACCGCUGGCGCCGCAACUGUUGCAGCUGCCAAGCGCCUCGCCCGUGGUCCAAGUGGCCUGUGGCCUGCAUCACACCGUGGUGCUGACGCUGGCCGGUGAGGUCUACACGUUUGGCAGCAAUCAGUACGGACAGCUGGGCAGCGGUGACCUGCAGCCGGUCAGCGGUCCGGUGCGCGUACAAGUGCAGGGUGCCAUCAGUCAGGUGGCGGCCGGCAGCAAUCAUUCGGUGCUGCUGACGCACAAAGGAAUGGUCUAUACAUUUGGCAACUAUCAGAAGGGACAGCUGGGUCGAUUGCCCAGCGAUUUUGGCCCCAACAUAGACAAGAAUCAAAGACCAGGACAGAGUCCGGGUCAGGGUCAGGCACAGCCUCAGCCUCAGCCACACACACAGGAUGAAGAGCUGCCCAACAGCACAACUGGCGGGGCAUCUGGUUCGAGUGAUGCUGCUGCUGCUGCUGCUCUAGAGAGCAGUGUCCUGCCCAGCUGCAGCAAGGAGCUGCCACCCUUGAUGCCGAAUUUCUCCUGUCCCGUGCUCACCCAAAGGCAAAAGUUUCUCUGGAACUGCUCCCCGGCAGCUGUAUUUGGCCUGGGUCCCAGUUUUGGCAAGAAAGUCACCUGGAUCGGCGCCAAUGGGGAUCAGACCUUUAUCAAAAUAGACGAGUCGCUGAUCACCGCCCAAAUGCUGCCCAAAAUGCAUGUGGUGGCCAACAGGAAGACCAUUUUGCUUGUGCCCAGCAUACCGCUGUCCUUUCACACCCUGUCCAUCAAUAGGCGGGAUGGCAGCUGCACGGCCCACUAUCGCGGUCAGAGCAACUUUAUCCAGCUAAUGCAGGCGCAACCACAGCCACAGGCCAACGAGAGCCAACGGCAAACGGACGCGACGACACCUGUUAUGGCCUCACCAGCGCUGGCAGAGCCCGUGGCCGGCCACGCAUCAUCAGCGCUGCUGACUGCCCUGGCGGGCACUGCCACCGCUGGCGUGCCGAUCAACGAGCAGAUGUCCAGGAGCAUGCACGAGGCACGAAAUCAGAUCUUCGAAGAGCCCGAAGGUGGUGUUGCCGUGGUCGCCUCUGGCAGCGGCGGUUGCAUACCACGUCCGCGUCGAUUUCUGAGGCAGCGACUCGACAUGGGUGCCCCCGGCUCACCGUCGGACCAACAGCAGUCGCCGCAACAGCUGGCCUUUGCCAUGGACCCCAGCUACAAUGUGCUGUGGGUCUUCGAUGGCGUCUCACGGCGCAUACGUUGCCACAAUGUUGUGGCCAGCGAUAUAUCCGAAAGCGAUGAGAAUGCAGCCAACUAUAGGGCUUUGCUCUCGCCGGAGCUGUCGCUGCCCACUAAGGCGGAGGCACGCGUCUCCCGCUCGCAGGGCUCACUGAAUCUGUUGGCCUGCCUGGACAUACUCACCUCCGCGCAGGACAAUAUACCGUACUGCUUCGAGCAGACGCUGCCCAAGGCCAUACACCCGACAACGGAGACACCGGGCGGCGAUUAUCAGGUGGUGAAUCGCUUUGACAACUUUGGCGGCGGCUGGGGCUAUUCGGGACACAGUGUGGAGGCCAUACGCUUCGCCUCGGACACGGACAUUGUGCUGUGCGGCUUCGGUAUGUUCGGCGGACGCGGCGAAUACAGCUGCAAGGUGAAGCUCUUCGAUCUGGGCAGCGACGGCGGUGGCUACGAGAAGGAGGGCGUCCUUCUCAGCGAGACCAAGGAGGUGCCGUACGAGUGUGCCGCCCGCAGCAAGCAUCACAUUCUGCUGCCCAAGCCGGUGAGUGCGGCAGCGGGACGCUGGUAUUUGGUCUGGGCACGCAUCGCGGGACCCUCAUCGGACUGUGGCUCGUGCGGUCAGGCAUCGGUCACCACCGAGGAUCAGGUGGUGUUCUCGUUCAAGUCCAGCAAGAAGGCCAACAAUGGCACCGAUGUCAACUCGGGCCAGAUACCCGCCAUCCUGUACCGCUUGGUCACCCAGGACUGCAAGCAAACAGCCGCACCGAUGGACGCCGAUCCCGUGCAGCGGAUAUCGCGCGCCUUUGCCAAUAGCGUUAGCCGCGAGUGCUUCGAGAGUCUGGUUGUGCUGCUCAGCUGGUCGUGGGAGAGCUUCAAGACGCAGCUGCGCGAACAGAGCGAUCGAUCGCGUCCCCUGCAGCUGCAGCAGUCGCUGCAGUAUCUCGGCUACGUGAACAAAUCCUGUCUGCGAUUGCUGCGCAAGUACACCAACGAGAUCUAUCCACAGCGCGCCACCAACACGGCCACAGGUGCUGCUGCUGGUGCGGGUCGGAACAACAAGGGCGGCUCCUCUGGCCCAGCGGCUGGUGGUGGUGGUAGCAGCAUGGUGGCUGCUGCUCUGUCCAAAUUGGAAUCAAAGUCAAGCAAAGACAAACAUUUGCCUCGUGUUGUGCCCAAUCCGAUAACAGUGUCAAAAUACUUUGGCGAACAUCCAUCCACAUCGGGUGCAGGCGGUGGAGCCGGUGGCGGCUCAAGAGGUGGCGGCGCAGAUGGAUCGGCAGCUGGCACGGGCACACCCAUCACACGGAAGGCGAAUCUCGAGAAUAUCCAGCUGGCCGAGUGCGUGGGCAAUGUGCGAGCUCUGCUCAUUGGCAUCUUCUGCGACGACAUAUUCAAGGACAUAGCCACAGACGAGGGCUAUGCCUUGACCCUGGAGAUCCUGGACGAGUGCCAUCUGAGCUUUGUGGCCUGCUUCGAUGCCUUCUAUCCCACCUCGUCGCUGAAAUGGAGCUGCCUGUGCGAUCUGCUGGCCCAAAUGGAUCGCGGUGCGCUGCACUCCCGGCUGCUGAGCGCCAUUCUGGCGGGCCUGUGCUCGCCCACCGUCAAGCUGCGUGCCACCUUUUCGCUGCUGAGCGCCCCCGGCAACGAUCGCCAGUCGAUAAUCAGUCCCAGCGACAAUUCGGGCCUGCCCAUGCUAUCCUCGACGGAUGCCCACCAGUAUCCCAUACUGGUCGAGCAGAUGAUCUACCGGACGCAGCAGGAGAAGAGUGACUUUCUGAUCAGCUCGUGGACGUUCAAGGAUGUGCUGGUGCGUCUGCUGGACAUCAUUGCCAGCCCCAUAAGGCAGCGCAUCGAAUCGAUAUAUAGCCGCAGCCUGGAGGGCAGCUAUCCGGGCAAGGAGUGGAUCAACCAGGGCCUCAUCGACAACUGUUGCCAUCUGCUGGCCCGCGUGCUCGCCGAAAUCGUUUACCAAACGGCCAUGGGCGAGUACGACAAGCUGUUUCUGCCGCCGCGCACCCUGCACUCGACGGGCGCCAGAUUCGCACGCUGCGACCUGAGCCGGACAUGGAAUACGGGCAACUUUGGCCCCGAUGCCAUUGCCUUUUCGGUGGACCGUUCGGGCAUUGCCAUAGCGGGCGCCAUGGUCUAUACCGGUUCGGGCAGCUACGACUAUCAGCUGGAGCUGCUGUUCGACAAUACGGUGGAUCUGCAGCCGCAGCACAAGUGGGAGACACUGGAAUCGGUGUCGGGCAGCUACGACCAGGAGGCGGUGCACAACGAUCUGGCGGAGAUCAAGUUCGAGCAUCCCGUACAAAUCAAGGAGCAUGCACGCUAUGCCCUGCGCCUCUGCUCCCAGGGGGCACGCACCUGUUCCGGUGACUCGGGCCUGCCCACGGUGCGUGGGCCGUGUGGCACGAACUUCCAUUUCUAUGCCUGCGAUCUGAGCUUCAAUGGCACGACACCGGCACGGGGCCAGCUGCCGUGCAUCCUGUACUACAGCACACCCGUCAAGCUGGAGGCAGGCGUGGUGGGAUCCGGCUCAACGGCGAUGGCAGCGGCCGAUGCGGUCAGCAUGUUGGCGGCCAGCAGUCAACUGAUUGCCCACGAGGUGUCCACGAGGGACACGGCCCUGCAGAUUGCCUCGGAUAUAACCAAAAAGUGCACCGAGCUGCUGAUCAUGGCCCGCAAUGCGAUGGCUGCCUCGUGCUCGCCCUCGGACAACAGCAGCUCCAAUCACACGCAGACAAUCGACUCGGAGCACAACAUAACGCCCAUCGAGGAGCACAUGGACAUUAAUUGGGCCAACAAUUCGCGCACUGCUGCCCAGCCACGCGCAGCAGAUCCGCAGAAUUCCACCGCCCGUGAUCUGGGCAGGCGCAUUGAGUCCUUUUCGAAGGGCAUCAUGCAAACGUUGACGUUCGACAAGCGCUCCACGAAUCCAUUUGAAAUGGAAAUCGAAAUGGGCGCCACCGAGAUUGGCGAGGAGGAUUCCGAUGAUCUGGCCAAUGGUCAGAUACCCAGCCAGAGUCAGGGUCAGGGUCAGGGACAGGGACAGAUGCAGAGUGUUGUGCCCAUCAAUGGCAAUGAGCGGGUGGACUUUGAGCUGGCCGAACAGCCACAGCAGCAGCAGCAGCUGCAGUCGCUGCUGGUACACUCGGACUCGGAGGAGGCGGCGCCCAUCGAUGCUGGAGCCGCCGGCUGCAGUGGCUUUGCUGUGGGAGGAGGAGUAGGCCUAGGCGUGGGCGUAUCCUCUGUACUGGGAGAGGCAGCGAGAGGAGUGCCACUUGGGGGCGCACUAGCAGGUGGUGGCUGCCCAGUGGCCGCUCUCCAGCUGCUGGAAGUCUUCAAUCUGGCCGCCUCCAAUAUGUUUCACACCCUCCUGCCGCUGGUCUACGCGCACAUGUCGAACUUGGCCUGCAGCGAUCCCAAGAGCUCAGUACAGAUACUCGGCUUAAUCAAGGAGAUACUGCCACACAUUGCGGCCCUCAAUCAAUUGCAUGUAUCCAAGGAGCAACGCCAGCCAGAGGCGGCAGCAGCAGCAGCAGCUGCCAAUUUUCCGCAUCCGCCAGAGGCAGCGCCACCAGAACAGGCAGAAGCAGCAGGAGCAGGAGCACCUCCAGCAGCAGGUAGCUACAGUUCGAGCAACUCUGGAGGAUCGAGCAGCACCACCAGCAACCACUAUUGCAUGGUGGAGAGCGAGCAUCCGUAUCGGAGUGCCAGCAUUAGUUGCUACCGUGUCGAGUUUCCCCCAUGCGUCCAGUGGAUGACCAUCGAGUUCGAUGGGCAAUCGGGCACGGCACAGCUGGAGGAUUAUCUGCUGCUAUCCAUACCCAUGCGACCGGCCGAGCAGGCUGGCGAACCUGCCAGCCAAACGGACGACUACUACGAUAUGCUGGACAACAAUCUGCCCAGUGUGCCGGAAUCAAGAAGGACCGUGAUACCCACUGCAUCGGAAAUGGGAACAGCAACGGGAGCUGGCAGUAAAAAUCGCUCGGCCAAUGCCCAGCUACUGAUGGCCAGCUGUUGUCGCACUCCAGGGACAUCCAGUGGCAGCGGUGCCACAACCGCAUCGUCCCCGCUGCGUGCCCAAGAUGCCAAUGACAGGGAAUGGAUUGUGGUUAAGAAGUUCAACACCGCCUCCAACUGGCUGAUGAGUGUCCUCGUUGUGCCCGGCAAUUGUGUGGAAUUCUCGCUGGAGACAUCAUCGCUGUAUGCCCAGGAUCCGCACAAUAAUCGCUAUGGCUUCAAGUGUCUGGUGGUGGGAUAUGACAAUCCCACAGCUAUUAACGGCAGCAAUUCGUGUUUGAUACGACUGGAGCAGGAGCUGUCCUAUUUGGGCGGCAUGUGCUGUGCCAAUCUCAUGAAGAAGGAGCUCAAUAUGCCAGAGGACAAGGAUGUUGAGGACAUGAGUGGCGUUGAGGAGACCAUUAUGGCACAUCAUUCGCUGCUUUCCAAGGGAUUUGCACUCUCCGAUCCACAUCUGAAUGUACAUCAGGCUUUGGAGCCAUAUCUGCCCAUUGGAUCACAAUCCAAUGAACGGCAAUUCCUCAAGGACUUUAUCAGCGGUGCACCCGGCUCGUCGGGUGCCCGACUGGCGGCCUGGCUGCAGCCAGAGUCCCGCCUGGAUCCCAACAAAUGCGAAAUGAAUCCAAUUACGGAGCCACUGCGCUACGGCUGGCCCACCCAGGUGACCAUCACCAUACGCGAUCAGUACGGAGAUGCUGUCCUCGUGCCCGAGCUAAAGGUGGAGAUCAAGGCCAUACCGACGGGACCGGGUCCCCAUGGACCGGGCGGCGUGGGUGCUGCCAAUAUCCUGCGCAUGCGUCGCGCCUCCUGCGCCUCCACGGUGACGGACGCGUGCCUGGGCGGCAUGGCGCCGCCGCCGCGUUUCAACUACGAAGUGACCACCAAGGAGCGGAUGUGCUUCAAGGCCAUCACCUUCAUGAAGCCCUUCACGAACUACUCGUUCGAGGAGCUGCGCUACUCCAGCCCCGUGCAGACGCGCUCCACGGACACGCUCAGCGCCCGCGACAUGGAGGAUGGCACCUUCAGUGUCCAGUGGACGCCCAAUUCCGUUGGCGGCUACUGCCUGGCCGUCAUCAUCGACGGCAUCCAUCUGGAGGAGGUCUACCGCGUCGAGGUGAAGGAGGGCGUUCUGCCCCCGCCCACCCAGAGGAGCAGCACGACGCGCCGCCCCCAGGCGCCCAGCAAGCUGCGACGCUUUCAGGUGCGCCACAGCGCCGGCCUGCGGAUCCGCUCCCAUCCGACGCUGCAGUCGGAGCAGGUGGGCGUGGUGCGGCUGGGCGGCAUCAUCUCGUUCAUCGAUGAGAUCGAGAACGACGACGGCAUCUGGCUGCGGCUCUCCACAGAGUCGAUACGGCAGCACUGCACCAUGGGCUGGUAUCCGACGGAGGCCUGGUGCCUGCAGUUCAACCAGCAUCUGGCCAAGGUGCUGCUGCAGCCGGUGCUGGAUGCCAAGGAUGCUGGUGCCGUGGCGCCAGCCAGUCCCACCACCGGUGGCGGCUGCAGUGGCGAGCCCAGCCCCGAGCCGGAGCCCGAGCACAGUCCCCCACCGAGCCCCGUGCUGCCCAAGUCGCCCGUUGUCCAGCGCAGAUUCUUGGGCGGUCCCGUCAACACGAAUCCCUUUCUGUUCCCCACCAAGCGGGAGCGUCAACGCGAACGCGAGAGGGAGCGCGAGAGGGAAAUGGAACGUGAAAGGGAGCGCGAGCGAGAGAGAGAGCAGCGCGAAAGGGUGCAGCAAAUGGAGCCAGAGCCAGACCAGGAUGUGGAGGUGGAGGCUGAAUUGCAGCCAGAACUGGCAGGAGCGGCUGCGGCUGCGUCUGCGUCUGCCUCUGCGGUUGCACCUCCGCCCGUACCCGUACCCGAAUCGGGGCCGGAGCCGGAGCUGGCGGGAGCGGCAGCGUCGUCGUCGUCCUCCUCCUCGGCGGUGGCGGCCACGGAGCUUCUGCCCGCCAAUCUCGGCUCCGCCAUUGCCGGCGUUGUCGGUGGCGGUGCCAUCAGGCUUCAGGCCCUACAAAAAUGGUUCAAAGGCGAUGCCAUCGAGGGAGCCCAGCCCCAGGCACAGGCACAGGCCCACGAGCCCAGCCACAUGGAUGCAUCGUUUUCACAGUCACCGCCCCCGCCCCAUGCGGGCGUCUCUGUACGCGAGAUGGUGCGGGCCAUGGGACAGGAGCCUGCGCCCUCGCCCUCCGGUUCGCCAUGCCCAUCGAUGCGGGGAAAUGGCAAUCGCAGCAGCAGUCAGCAGCAGGAGCAACAGCAGGAGCAGCAGCAGGAGCAGGAGCCGGAGCCGGAGUUCAAUUUGGCCAGCAUGCGGCGUCCCAACUACACCGCCAGCCAAACGGCGGCACUGCUGUCGACGCCCAAGCACACGCCCCGUCGAACGGUGGCCGGGGUGGCGGCGGCCGCUGCAGCCGCUGCCGUCCAGGAGGUGGUCUCCGGCCUGGAGGAUGAUCUCAGUCUGCUGCAGAUCACCACAACGACGACGGGCACGGAACAGCAGAGCGAACUCCAGCUGGCCUCCACAUCGGCAGCAGCCACAGCAUCGGCUUCAGCGGCAGCAGCGCGGAACACCAUGGGACCCAUUAAGCGGGCCAUGCCCCCGUCGUUUGCGGAGAGCAUUCGGGCCGUGUUCGCGGCACUGCUGUGGCACGAGGGCGUCGUCCACGAUGCCAUGGCCUGCGCCAGCUUCCUCAAGUUCCAUCCCGGCCUGCCCAAGGAGGGGGCCACUGUGGUGACGCGCCGUGGCGAGACGGGCGACGCGCGGCUGCAGCUCUCCCGUGAGCAGAAGGCCCAGCAGCGGCACUCGGUGGAGGUGGCCAAUGCGGGCCACUACCUGAACAUACGACCCUCCACACUGGAGACGCUCACCAAGAGCGGCAACAGCUCGCUGCACAAUCGCAGCAAGCAUCGCAAGAACAUGUCCCCGCCCGCUGGCGGCGAGGAUCAGCAGCAGCAGCCACCCCGAGACGGGCAGCAGCAGCAGAAGCUGCAGGCGCUGCCGGAGGUGGUCAGCGUGCUGCCGCCGGCACUGCGCUGUCUGGUCUAUCUGUGGGAGCAAAUCUGCUCCGGCUGCGUGCAGAUCGUCCAGACGAAUGGCCUCGAACAGCCGCGACAGCCGCGCCUGCUCUCGCCCAUCCACCACAUGGAUGGGCACGGCCACGGGCAUGGCCAUGAGCCAAAGGAGGGCGGCAAGAUGGGGGCCGGACACCACAUGGAUCAGGGGGGAGCGGGUGCGAGCGAUAAAGAGGGCAAGAAGACGAAGCGCAAGAAGAAGGACGACGGCAGCUGGUGCGAGAUCUGUGAGCUGUUCCUGCCGAUGCCCGUCACGUACCACAUGCGGAUCGCCCAUCCGGGCUGCGGCAAGUCGGCCAAGGGCAAGGGCUACAAUUCCGUGGGCAUAUUCUGCGAGGGCUGGGCGGGCAAUUGUGGCGAGGGCGGCAAGGGCGCCUCCUCGUGGUUCCUCAUGUGCGACACGUGCCGGGACAGGUAUCUGGCCAGCUGCCGCAGCACCAACAACAUCAAUAGUGUGGCACGCGGCCAGGAGGCCAAUUCCGCGGAGGAUAAUGUCCUCAAUCUGUUUGGCGUGAGAUCCACAUUGAUUGCCAAUGCGGAGGUCUACACCACAAUGCGUGAGAAUGCCACCUUUCUGCUGGAGCUGUGCUCCAGCUUCAGCUCUGCCAGCAGCAGCAACAGCAGCAGCAACAGCAUUCUAGCAAAGCGUUCGCCCCAGUCCAUGGCCAUGCCGGUGGUCAUUGAGCAUCAGCAUCAUCAUCAUCCGUUGGGCGUUGCCGAUCUGAAGCCCAGCACCAGUCGCAACAGUCGCAUGGCCCGACUCAGUGGCGGCCCCAAGUUCUGUCCAGCGGGCAUUGGCGGUGCCUUCCGCAAGAGCUUUGUGGGUGGACCGCCGACGGCGCCGGACAACCUGUGGCUGGCACCCGACAGUUUUGCGUGUCUGGAGUGCCUCGGCACGGCGGGGCACGAGGAGCCGCCCUACGAGAUGUUCGGCCUGGGACCCAACGAGAAUGCCUUCGAUAGGCCGCUGUCUGAAAUAUCGUACGAGUCGUGCGAUCCCAACAACUACGACAUGGGCAUGGCACCGGGCACGAGUGCAGCCGCCGCUGGCGCUGUGUCCAAGUUCCAUCGCAGCUACUCCAUGGGCCAGGGCUGGGCCUCGCUGGUACAGCAGGCAACGCAGGCACCGCAGCAGCAGCAACAGCAGCAGCAGCAGGCGCCACAGCAGCAGGAUACACCGCCAAAGGUGGUGUACAGGCGAAGGAAUAACUUGAGCAGCGAGAGCGAAGGCGCCAGGCUCAUCUGCUAUCCGUCGGAGCAUUUGCGGCGUCUGGUGCCGCACAAGCUGCUGGCCAGCGUCACUGUCCUACAGACCUCCACAUCGGCCGCCGCCGCCGCCGCAGCAGAGGGCGAUGCCCCGGCAAUCAGUCCGGGGCCAGAGCAGGGCGGAGCAGGCGGUGCAAGCAGCUCGCUGCUGUCCCGACCGGCCAUGGCAUUCAUUACGCAAAAACACGAGCUGGAACGACUGCGGGCGGCCAUGCGGCGCAGCCUGAGGAUCUCCGUGUGCCGCAGCUACUCGCUGCAGGCACUCAACUGGCUGCUGCGCAGCGUCACCCAGGGCGUUUGUCUGCACGAUCUGAUGUGGUGGUUCGUCAGCUCGCUGGAGACGGCCGUCACCCAUCUGCCGGACGGCCGAUACGAGGAGUCACCGGACAUGGCGCUGGAGCACCCGGCAGCCUACACCCAGAUCAGUGGCCGCUUUGCCCACCUGAUCACCCAGUCGCUGCAUGUGCUGCUGCAGUCGGUGGCGGAUCUGACGCUCCACCUGCCGCCAGGAUCGCCGCUGCAGCGCGUGGCCAUCCAGUGCUUUGGCAUACGUUUCCGGCAGGCCGACCAUCAGUUCCUGCACAGCUCCCAUGUCUUUGGCAACAUCUCCAAGAUCCUGUCCAAGUCGGACGAGCAGAACGAUGCGAUGGCCGUGUCCACGCUGCUGCUGCUCAAGUCCGAGUCCCACUGCGAUGUCGAGCACAAUCAGCUGCAGUUGAAUGCCACAUCGGGCGGCUCUGGUGCCGGUUCCGGUUCCGGUACCGGUGCUGGGGCCGGACCCGGUGGCCGGGUUGUCUGCUACACGGAUCUGGCAGGCAUGUUCGACAUUGCUGUGUCGUCGCGGCCAGCGAUGGCCGAGUCCCUCACGGACAACUCCACGGAGACGUUCUGGGAGAGCGACGAGGAGGAUCGCAACAAGGUGAAAAUCAUUGAAGUGUCCCUCAUCAGGCUGACAUACGCCUGCCGCUUCCUGCUCGUCCACAUCGACAACAGUCGCGAUAUUCAGAACAAAGUGCUCAAUGUGGGCUUCUAUGCGGGCCAAUCGCUGGGCGAUACGAAUCUGAUCAAGUCGGUGGAUGUCGACUCGAAGGCCUGCACCUGGAUCUCGGCGAAGAUCAAUGACGAGAGCUACACCCAUUUCCGGCUGGAGCUGCACGGACCCGAGAACACGCUGCGCGUGCGCCAGAUCAAGCUGCUGGGACUGCCCAUCCAGAAUCAGCAGGGACAGCCGGGUCCGGCUCAGUUUCAGACGCUCGGCGAGAGCAUGCGCCUGGGCAUGGGUAUGGGCAUGGGCCUGGGUCUGGGCCUGGGUCUGGAUGAACCGUUUGGUAGCGAACUGAAGCCCUAUCUGCGGCAUAGUUAUGCGCCGCACAUCCAGCAGCAGAUCUGCGAGGCGGAGACCCUGCGCGUCUUUCGCCUGAUCACCGGCCAGGUCUUUGGCAAGCUGAUCAGCAAUGUGAAUGCGGUGCGCAGCAGUGAGGAGCCGCCACCGGAGGUGCCUGGCCCCGCUGGCGUCAGUGGCGGUGGCGCUGGCGGUGCCGGUGGCAGCUCCCUGCUGGCCGAUUCCCUCGACCUGCGCGAGCACAUGGUCGGCAUCCUGUUCUCGCGCAGCAAACUCUCGCACCUGCAGAAGCAGGUGAUUGUGCACAUUGUGCACGCCAUUCGCCGGGAGGCGCUGCGCGCCAAAGAGGACUGGGAGCUGGCCAAUCUCGCCCACGACCUCAGGAAUCCCAUGGAGGCGGCUGCCGCGGCUCUGCCGGGGCCCCCACUGCAGCAGCAACAGCAGCAGCAGGCUGCAGCUGGCAGCAGCGAGAGCAGCUCGGAGCGUAGCCGGGCCCCGGACACCUACUGCUUCGAGAUGCUGAGCAUGGUGCUGGCCCUAUCCGGCAGCGCUGUGGGUCGCUCCUAUCUGUCGCAGCAGCACGGGCUGCUGCGCGACCUCUUGGGACUGCUGCACACCGGCAGCGAUCGUGUGCAGCGUCAGGUGACGGCCUUGCUGCGUCGCAUACUGCCCGAGAUAUCGCCGGAGAGCUUUGCGGAUCUGCUGGGCGUGCAGCGGCUGCCACCGGCCGACUACAGCAUCGCGCAUCAGAGCGGCAGCGACUUCGAUAUGAGCCGACUGGGGCUGCUGGACAUAUUCCUGGCCGUGAUUGCCAAAUCCCUGCAGCUGCAGAUCAAAGUGAAGACCACAGCGGCAACGGCAGGCGGCGGUGCAGCAGGAGGAUCGAGCGGAUCAGGCGGAUCAGGCCAAGCCCAGCAGAAGCAGGGACAACAGGAGAAGACACCGGCCUUUGUGAGGCUCUGCAGUUCCCUGGACCUGUCCGUUCAGCAGCUGCGCUCGCGCCCACCCACAGGAGAGGCACAGCUGCCGGGCACGUCCGCUGGCGCUGGCGCUGGCAGCGUGGGCGAUCCGUUCCAGUUCGAGCUGGCAGCCCCGCCCAGAAAGGAGUCCAAGCGGAAUCUCAACCAGCGCUGGUUCCUCAACGGCAUCAUCUCCACCAAGCAAGCGGAGAGCAUUAUUGGCCUCAUCCGCGAUCUGGCCAGCGGCAAACUGAGCGAGAAGUGGUCGCAGACGACCAAGGCGGCCAUUGCCGAGUCCGUGCUGAAUCUGACGCGACUCGAGGAGAUCUAUCGCACGCCGGAGCACUGCACCAAAACGGCUACACUGUGGCUGGCGCUGGCCAGCCUGUGUGUGCUCGAGCGCGACCAUGUGGAGAAGCUGUCGUCGGGGCAGUGGUCGAAGGUGUGCGACACCCGACCCAUGUGCACCAAUCACGAUGAUGGCGAGACGGCGGCCAUCAUACAGUGCGAGACAUGCGGCUCCCUUUGCGGUGACUGCGAUCGCUUCCUGCAUCUCAAUCGCAAGACGCGAGCGCACAAGCGAACGGUAUGCAAAGAGGAGGAGGAGGCCAUACGCGUGGAGCUGCAUGAAUCGUGUGGCCGCACGAAACUCUUUUGGCUGCUGGCCCUGGCCGAUUCCAAGACGCUCAAGGCCAUGGUCGAGUUCCGCGAUGGCAGCCACACGAUCAUCUCGGGGCCGCAGGAGGCGGUGGGCAGAUGCCGCUUCUGCGGCCUCACCGGCAACUCGGGCCUGCUGGAGAUCGGCAAUGUGUGCGCGGAUGCGCAGUGUCAGGAGUAUGCGGCCAAUUCAUGCCUCAAAACGAAGCCCUGCGGCCAUGCAUGCGGCGGUGUGGUGGGCGAGGAGAAGUGUCUGCCCUGCCUGCAGCACGUGUGCCAUGCGCGGGAGAACGAGCUGGCCGAGGAGCAGCACGAUCCGAAGCUCACACAGGAUGCGGAUGAUAUGUGCAUGAUAUGCUUCGUGGAGGCCGUCUCCUGUGCCCCCUCCAUACAUCUGGAGUGCGGGCACGUGUUCCACUUUCAUUGCUGCAAGGCGGUGCUGGAGAAACGCUGGAGCGGCCCACGCAUCACAUUUGGCUUCUCAUUGUGCCCCAUCUGUAAGGCGGAUAUCCAUCAUCCGCUGCUGGCCGACAUACUGAAGCCCAUCAAUGCCCUCAAGCAGGAUGUGAAGCGCAAGGCGCUCAUGCGCAUCAAGUACGAGGGCGUGGUCAAGGACACGGAAAGCAAGGACGUGAAUGUGACACAACUGGCCAUGGAUCGCUAUGCGUACUACGUGUGCUUCAAGUGCCAGAAGGCCUACUAUGGCGGCGAGGCACGCUGCGAUGCGGAAAUCGGCGAGAAGUUCGAUCCUGAGGAGCUGGUGUGCGGCGGCUGUUCGGAUGUGGCACGCGCCCAGAUGUGCCCCAAGCACGGCACCGAUUUCCUCGAGUACAAGUGCCGCUACUGCUGCUCGGUGGCGGUGUUCUUCUGCUUUGGCACGACACACUUUUGCGACACCUGUCACGACGAUUUCCAGCGGCUGACCAACAUACCGAAGAUCAAGCUGCCCCAGUGCCCCGCCGGGCCCAAGGCCAAGCAGCUGCUGGGCGAUGAGUGCCCGCUGCACGUAAUGCAUCCGCCCACCGGCGAGGAGUUCGCCCUGGGCUGUGGCGUUUGCCGCAAUGCCCAAACAUUUUAGCCACGGACAAAUAUUGAGUCCGAUCCAGAGCCAGAGCAAGAGCCAGAG
This is a messenger RNA of Drosophila obscura, 16547 nucleotides long. It is a transcript of the gene hiw, whose product is annotated as E3 ubiquitin-protein ligase highwire. Gene Ontology annotation, cellular component: nucleus. The record is from RefSeq and is a predicted model, not a curated record. Lineage: Eukaryota; Metazoa; Arthropoda; Insecta; Diptera; Drosophilidae.